AUGGUGAGGUUCUUCUUGUCAAUGAUUGUUGGCAUAUCAACUGUUGGCAGUGUCUACACUUUACCAACUGACCCUGGCCACCAAAUCUAUCUCGAGGCUGAAUCCUCUAUCGCUGCCUCAAUCCGUGACAUUCUGAUUGACAACAAAGUCAUCGGAGACGUCCUAGACGACUUCAAUCCCGAUUAUUACCUGGACAUCUCAUAUCCCAAAUUUCAUGAAUCAGUUCGCCUAGGAAACGAUAUUCCCGUCAAAUCAGUAUCAGACCGCCCAGCCUUCAUCUUCCAGCCCCUGACUCCCUUAAAACCUCCCACGCCGCGUAUAAAAGACACCGAAGAUGUCUUCACACUCAUCUUAACUGAUCCUGAUGCAAAAUCACGCGACAAGCCCAAAUGGUCCGAGAUGUGUCACUGGAUCAUCACCAAUUUGACUGAUCACACCCGAGAACCACCCCCAUUUUUGGAGCCGAGUGGGUUUCCAAGUCUGAAAUAUGGCGAGGUCGAGAAGUAUCUUCCACCAGGACCCCCGCCAAAAACUGGCCCGCAUCGAUAUGUCUUCGUGCUCUUAAGAGGGCAUUCGACACAUGUGGAAGCUCCCAAGGACAGAAAACAUUGGGGCUAUGGAAAGGUCCGUCAUGGCGUCAGAGAUUGGGCCGCAGAGAACAAUUUGACAGUCGUGGGAGCCAAUUUCUUCUUCGCUCAAAACGUAAAGCAAUAA
Molecule: messenger RNA, 714 nt
Organism: Exophiala bonariae
Lineage: Eukaryota; Fungi; Ascomycota; Eurotiomycetes; Chaetothyriales; Herpotrichiellaceae
Exons: 1
Coding region: 1-714 (237 amino acids)
Biological process (GO): regulation of Ras protein signal transduction; regulation of proteolysis
Molecular function (GO): peptidase inhibitor activity; phospholipid binding
Source: RefSeq, a predicted model, not a curated record